Messenger RNA from Adineta ricciae, 1845 nucleotides. NCBI's taxonomy places the organism in Eukaryota, Metazoa, Rotifera, Eurotatoria, Adinetida, Adinetidae. The record is from the annotation of a GenBank genome assembly.
AUGACAGAUGAUAAUGCUCGCCAAGAAGAAAUCAGACGGUUCCAAGCGAAACGCCGACGAAUUGAACAAUCUGAUUCGGAAAAUGAGUUUGAUAUGGGCGAAGAAUCAGAUCCGGGAAGUAGAGACUCAGAUAACAAUGCGUAUGUGCCAUUGAAAGAACGACGAAAACAGCAAUUACAGCGAGUCUUAGGUGGCGCCAAUGCUAAUCAUGGGAAUGCUGAUGGCAGAGCUGGUCGUUUGCCAUCUGAUGAUACACAAGCACAAUCGACGCAGGAAGAGAUUACGGUUGGACCUCAAGCCAAUUUCACCCUACUUGAUCAAAUGAGUGAAAUCAAAAAGAAUCAAGCCGCCACGGACCAGAAUAGUGCAGAUAAAAUGCUCGAAGAAGAAGAACGAAUUCUUCAAAAUGUGAUCGAAACAAGAGCUCUGAUGAGUGUGUCUGAAUUGGCCAAAGGUGUUGAAUAUACUGAUCCAAUUCGCACAAGUUGGCGACCACCAAAAGCUGUUCUUCGAAUGCCAGAUGAUCGCCAUCAACGCAUCCGUCAAAUAUAUAAUAUACUUGUCGACGGUGAAGAUAUUCCUCCACCAUUAUGUAAAUUUGAAGAUAUGAAAUUACCGGUCGGCGUUUUGAAUGCACUGAGAGAGAAAAAGAUUAUGCGUCCAACACCAAUACAAAUGCAAGGCAUCCCAUCUGUUUUAUCUGGUCGAGAUUUAAUUGGUAUUGCCUAUACUGGAAGUGGAAAAACACUAGUUUUUGCUAUACCCAUCGUCAUGUUUUGUCUCGAACAAGAAAAAGCCAUGCCAUUCACCCGUAAUGAAGGACCCUAUGGACUUAUAAUUUGUCCGUCGCGUGAAUUGGCCAAACAAACUGAAGCAGUCAUAUCAAAUAUCUGUAAACAUGUGCAUCAGUGUGGAUUACCGUUAUUAAGAACAGCAGCUUGUAUAGGUGGUACACCAAUGACUGAUCAGUUAGCUACAAUAAAAAGUGGUGUACAUAUUGUUGUUGCAACACCUGGACGUUUGAUAAGCAUGUUGGACAAGAAAAUUCUCUUUUUGGAUGUUUGUCGAUAUUUAUGUAUGGAUGAAGCUGAUCGAAUGAUCGAUCUUGGUUUUGAAGAAGAAGUUCGAAAUAUAAUGUCCCAUUUUAAAGCACAACGACAAACGUUAUUGUUUUCAGCAACCAUGCCGAAAAAGAUUCAGAAUUUUGCUAAAAGUGCAUUAGUGAAACCGAUCACGAUCAAUGUCGGUCGUGCAGGCGCAGCAAGCUUGGAAGUUAAACAAGAGCUCGAGUAUGUAGCACCCGAAGCAAGAGUUAUAGCUUUGCUAGCAGCAUUACAAAAAACUGCACCACCAGUUUUGAUUUUUGCUCAACGAAAGCAAGAUGUCGAUGCUAUUCAUGAAUAUUUGUUAUUGAAAGGUGUCGAAGCCGUUGCAAUUCAUGGUGGAAAAGAUCAAGUUGAACGUUCAUAUGCAGUGGACAAGUUUAACAAAGGUGAAAAAGACGUUCUCUGUGCAACUGAUGUUGCGUCGAAAGGUUUAGACUUUCCGGACGUUCAACAUGUAAUCAAUUACGAUUUACCUGAAGACACUGAAAACUAUGUACAUCGAAUUGGGCGAACAGGUCGUUGUGGACGUGUCGCUAAACAGCCUGUUCCAUCAUUUCUACUCCAACUUGAAUCUGAUAAAGAACGGCUACUUGAUAUUGGCGAUGUACCCGGUUGUUCCUACUGUAACGGUCUUGGCCAUCGUAUUACAAACUGUCCAAAGUUAGAAUCUCAGAAUACGAAGACCGCACAGAAUAUAAACAAGAACGAUUUUCUUGCCAAAGGAAAUUCGGACUGGUGA